Messenger RNA from Cryptococcus wingfieldii CBS 7118, 1323 nucleotides. RefSeq lists its product as hypothetical. Lineage: Eukaryota; Fungi; Basidiomycota; Tremellomycetes; Tremellales; Cryptococcaceae. The record is from RefSeq and is a predicted model, not a curated record. Bases 1 to 1323 code for a protein of 440 amino acids. The transcript is spliced from 7 exons.
AUGCCGCCCCUCACCCCUCUCCAAAUAUCUCAGCUCGAAGAGUACGGCCAAAAUCACUUUGGCGAGAAUAAAGAACUCGCCUUCGUCCCCAUGCUCUUGGGGUUCGCCCUGACAUGCUCGUUCUUUGGACUGUUGGUGCUGCAGGUCUUGUUUUGGGUGUGGAGGACGGCGAAGAGGGAUUGGUGGGUCAUCAAAGUCGUCGUUGCACAUGUAUUCAUGUCGGCGACGGCAUACAUGGUGCUUGAGUUCUACUGGAUAUCGCAGAAUUUCGCGACGGGCUUUGGGACGUACUAUCGGCUCUACAAGUUUUCACCUAUUGCCGAUUUCUUCCUCAUUACCACUAUCAUGCAGACGCCUGUUUCUGGCUUCUUCUCUUUGAGAGCGUUUAGAUUGACGGGGGGGAAUCUUUACUCUGCUAUCGUCCCGAACGUCCUCUUAUUCAUAUCAUUUGGAAGCUGUAUCGCCCUCCGUAUCGUCGCCCCCGAAUACGCCACCCAAAUUGUGUAUAGUAACCACCCAGUCACGUUUUCAGUGUUGUUCGUCUGGGCGGUAACAGCGAUGAUAGCGGAUUUGAUCGUAACGUUCACCAUCGCAUACGCGUUGUUGCAGUCCAAGCUUGGUUUUACGGGCUUUGUGAGGACUGAUAAACUUAUCAAGAAAGUCAUCAUGUACAUCCUUCCCUCUUCUCCCCAUGUCAUGAUUGGAGGGCUGAUGGAAAAGUGUAGUAUAUCGGUUGAAGCGCAAAUGAUACCGACACUAUCCUCGCUGGCGUUUCUCAUCACGUUCGCUACGACGCCUUCGACGGAGAUCUCUGCUAUCUGGCUGUUUACGCCGUUGAUGUACCCGAUAGCGUUUAUGGCGGUGCUGAAUUCGAGGAAGGGAUUGGCGAGGCAGUUGGCGCCGAGGUUGGGGCAGGUUGCCGACUCCUCCCAACCCCCAACGCUACGCACAUCCUCUUCCAACCUCACUUACGACCACCCCGGCCUCGAAGGCGUACUACCGCAGCUAGACAGGUCGCCAAAGGAGAGCGGAAGGGUUCAGGCGGGGCAGGUGGCGGCGUUUCCGGCUUGCUUGAAGGUUCCUCGGGAGGGAGAAGGAUAUGUCAAGGAAGAGAAAGAAGGGAAGGAAUGGAAGAGCGAGGAGGGGAGACGAGAUGAGAAGGCGGAGCGGGAUGAGGAGGAGCGGAUAGGGAUGGGGCAGAGGUUGAGUAGGCAGAGGUAUGAUAUCAUCUCUGCGACGGGGUCGAGAACGGGGACGGUAUCGGGCGAGGACUCUGUGGGAUCGGUAAAUGUCGUACUGGGGGGUGAUAUUGGCCGGCCAUGA